AUGUCAAAUGUUGACUGUAACACUAACGACGUCAACAAUACUGGAUCUUUGAGUGAAGGUCUCGCGUCCGGCAGGUGUUCUGUGGAUCAGCAGCGCAGGCCCGGUUGUCAGCCCGCUACUGCUGGGAAACGACAGAAGAGAUUAGGAUGGUCGAAGGAGGACAACAGACGGAUGUUUGAAUGUUACAUUAGAAGUGAACCAGAGAGACGAGGAUACAGAAAAAGAAUGCUAGACCCGUGGAUAGCUCGAAAUCCCAACGAAGAGCUAAAUGAAGUUAGUGAGCAGAGACUGGCUGAUCAAGUACGACAGAUUAAGAUCAAGAAGUGGCUAGAGAAUAUGGAACAAGACGAAAUAGCUCUAAGAGUAACAAAUGAAUAUCAGGAGACAGACCAUAAUUCUACAGAUGCAUCAAAUAGAAUACUUGAGACCCAGGAAGACAGCAGGGAUCAAAACAACACCCCAGCUGAAGAGAAUCCCAUUGCACCCCCUGACCUAGAGCCACAAGAAGAGAUCAGUCCAGAGCUCAGUGCUCUCCGAGACAGGAUCCUAGAAGUGAUGCUUCUAGAAGAAAGAGCAGGAUUACCAUCAUUGAGAUCGUGUGAUAGAGCAAAGCUGAGAGUAGAGGUUGGAAAUGUCAAUGAAGCCACCAAGAGCAUUGAAACUCACAACAUUACAGAACUGAAUUCUUUAAUGUACGCAGUGGCAUAUGCCACCACAGAAAGAAUGGGAAUGUUGAAGAAGAGGAAAGAAAGAAAGACCGAAGAACCAUUCGUGAAGAGAAGGAUUAAACAGAGUAUUAAAACAUGGAGAAAGGAUUUUUGCAAGAUCGAAGAAAUCCGAAGAGGAAACAUGAGAUUGAAACAAAGAGAAAGAUUGAAUAGAAAAUACCGCCUUGAGGAGAAUGGCACUUUGUACGUUUCAGACAUGUUGAAGCAGAAGAUCAAGGCUGGUGCAGCUAAGAUCAAGAGAUAUGGUGAGAGAUGCCAACAGUUUAAACAAAGUCAACAAUUUCAGACUAACCAGAAACUUUUCUAUGAGACCUUGGAUGGAAAGAAAAGAGAAGGGAAAGAACAACCUGACCCAAUUGAAGCAACCACCUUCUGGAGAAAGAUAUGGUCCGAAGAGGUCAUUAACAAUGAACAGGCUACUUGGCUAGAGCAAGUUGAGCAAGAGUUCAGUUCAAUAGAGGUGCAAGAGGAUAUCAACAUCACCAUGGAGGAUAUUAGAACGGGAGUGAGUAAGAUGGCAAAUUGGAAGGCAGCUGGCCCUGACUUAGUCCAGGGCUACUGGUUUAAGAAGCUGCCAGGAUUACACCCUAGAUUGCAAUUACACCUGCAAGACUAUGUGCACCAAGGAAGUGCCAGAGUGGAUGGUCAAAGGAAGGACAGUCCUCAUUCAGAAAGACCCAACAAAGGGUACCCAAGCUAA
This is a messenger RNA of Penaeus chinensis, 1428 nucleotides long. RefSeq lists its product as uncharacterized. The record is from RefSeq and is a predicted model, not a curated record. The coding region runs from base 1 to 1428 and encodes 475 amino acids. The transcript has a single exon. Lineage: Eukaryota; Metazoa; Arthropoda; Malacostraca; Decapoda; Penaeidae.